This is a messenger RNA of Knipowitschia caucasica, 2133 nucleotides long. Lineage: Eukaryota; Metazoa; Chordata; Actinopteri; Gobiiformes; Gobiidae. The record is from the annotation of a GenBank genome assembly.
AUGAGUGGAGUGUGCAUCGCCCAGUCUCUAAAAAUCCCUCGGGAGCCCAGGACAGGAGAGUUUGACAAGAUUAUCAGGCGUCUGCUCGAGACCUCCAAUGCCAGGGCCAUCAUCAUGUUCGCUAAUGAGGACGACAUUCGGCGGGUCCUCGAUGCUGCCAAAAGGAACAACCAGACUGGCCACUUCCUAUGGGUGGGAUCAGACAGCUGGGGGUCCAAAAUCUCUCCCGUGAUUGGUCAAGAGAGGGUGGCAGAAGGGGCCAUCACCAUCCUGCCCAAGAGAGCUUCUGUAGACGCCUUUGACCGCUAUUUCCGAAGCCGCUCCCUUUCCAACAACAGAAGAAACGUCUGGUUUGCCGAGUUCUGGGAGGAAAACUUCAACUGCAAGUUAGGCAUGCACGGAAAACGGCCUGGCAGUUUGAAAAAAUGCACAGGCCUGGAAAAGGUUGGUCGUGAUUCCAGUUACGAACAGGAGGGGAAGGUGCAGUUUGUGAUGGAUGCUGUUUACGCUAUGGCCCAUGCUCUGCACCGGAUGCACCGUGAGCUCUGUUACGGCUACCCUGGUCUGUGUCCACGCAUGGCCAGCAAUAUCGAAGGCAAAGAACUGCUCAACCACAUCAGGGCUGUUCGAUUUAAUGGAAGUGCGGGGACACCUGUGGUUUUCAAUGAGAACGGCGACGCCCCAGGGAGAUACGACAUCUUCCAAUACCAGAACAACAAGUCAACCGCAGAGUACAGAGUCAUCGGCUCCUGGACCAACAAACUGCACCUCAAGAUGGACGCCUUGCGGUGGAGGACAGGAGACCCGUCGCUCCCUCAGUCCGUCUGCAGCCUGCCGUGUCGGGCCGGAGAGAGGAAGAAUGUGGUCAAAGGCUCGCCCUGCUGCUGGCACUGUGAACGCUGUGAGGGAUACCACUUCCAGGCGUCCGAAUUCACGUGUGAGCUGUGUCGGUACGAGAUGCGCCCAAACGUGAACCGCACCGGCUGCGUGCCCAUCCCCAUCAUCAAGCUGGAGUGGCAUUCACCCUGGGCCAUUAUCCCUAUGUUCAUCUCCAUGAUGGGCAUCGUGGCCACCUCUUUCGUCAUCGUCACUUUCGUCCGAUACAACGACACGCCGAUCGUCCGCGCUUCUGGUCGAGAGAUGAGCUACGUGCUUCUCACUGGCAUUUUCCUUUGCUACGCCAUCACCUUUCUGAUGAUAGGCACGCCGGAUGUGGGGGUGUGCUCACUGAGGAGGAUUUUUUUGGGACUGGGGAUGUGCUUCAGCUACGCCGCGCUCCUGACCAAGACAAACAGGAUACAUCGCAUCUUUGAGCAAGGGAAGAAGUCUGUGACCGCGCCAAGGUUCAUCUCCCCCGCCUCCCAGCUGGCCAUCACCUUCUCCCUGAUUUCGGUGCAGCUGUUGGGCGUGUUCAUGUGGUUCGCUGUGGACCCUCCUCACACGGUGGUGGACUAUGGAGAGCAGAGGACCCAGGACCCGCAAUCUGCUCGAGGGGUGCUCAAGUGCGACAUAUCAGACCUGUCCCUCAUCUGCUCUCUGAGCUACUCCAUCCUGCUCAUGGUGACGUGCACGGUCUACGCCAUCAAAACCAGAGGAGUACCCGAAACCUUCAACGAGGCCAAACCCAUUGGAUUCACUAUGUACACAACCUGCAUCAUCUGGCUGGCCUUCAUCCCAAUCUUCUUUGGCACGUCACAGUCAGCGGAAAGAAUGUACAUUCAGACCACCACUCUGACCAUCUCGCUCAGCCUCUCAGCCUCUGUGUCUCUGGGGAUGCUCUACAUGCCCAAGGUCUACAUCAUCCUCCUCCACCCAGAGCAGAACGUGCCCAAGAGGAAACGCAGCUUCAAGGCCAUUGUGACCGCUGCCACCAUGUCAGGCAAACUCACCCAGAAGGGAGACCGGCCCAACGGAGAAGUGAAGACCGAGCUGUGUGAGAGCAUGGAGACCAACACUUCAUCAACUAAGACAACGACACACUUGGGAGACAGAGAGGUCACAGAGCUCCAGUGUAUACGAGCUAAUGAUUCCCUCCAACCACAGAUGGUAUCUGUGGCCGUAAAAGACAGACUUCAGCUUGAAGAACGAGGGAACAAGCUGGAGCUGGAGGAGCAGGCUCAAAUGGAGUAUUGA